AUGGGAAAUUUUUGUUAGGGAGAUAAACAACAUGAUUUAAAUUACCAAGAAAACACAAAUGUUUAUGAGGCUACCAUCAAUUCGUCCACUAUUACCAUCAUACAUGGAAACAUCCACUUGAAUAACCUAAGAGGAAUAUUUAAUGCAUAAAUCGAUCCUAAUUCUUUUUCAUUAAUGCAAUUGCCAGAAAUGCAACGAGAAUUCCUAAACCAUAAAAUACCAAUUAUCUAAAGAUUGCCACCAGGAACCUGCAAAUUUGAAUUCAUAAUUAAUCUCAAGAUUAAUUAUUAAGAUAUUAGUAAGGAACUCAUUGAGGCAUAUGAACAAGGAUUUGAACUUAUGUUUCAACAUGAAUUAGAAAAUGUUGGAUAUACAGAAGGCAAGGAUAAAUUCAAAGAUAAAUCUGAAUAAUUGCACAAUUCAGAAUGCAUAAUUGAAGCAAUCUUCAAUCGAAUUAAUUAAAAUAUAAUGAUAAAAAAUUUUCAAAUUUUCAGCAAUGAUAUGUAGAUCUGCUAAUAAUACAAAAAUGAUAUAAAAAAGCAAUAACACAAAUACUUGUCAAAAUAGAAUUUUCAAAGAUGUUCAACAUUGGAAUAACUUAAUGCAUCAUAUAGUGAAAAAAUUCUUAUAGCGAAUUCUUGUGAUCAAUUAGAUGCAAUCAAUAAAAACUAAAUAAAGUAAUAACUCAAAAGGUGUUUUCCUUAUGCAUAAUAAGAUGUUAUAUGA
Molecule: messenger RNA, 726 nt
Organism: Paramecium tetraurelia
Lineage: Eukaryota; Ciliophora; Oligohymenophorea; Peniculida; Parameciidae
Exons: 5
Source: RefSeq, a predicted model, not a curated record